This is a messenger RNA of Cyclospora cayetanensis, 2205 nucleotides long. RefSeq lists its product as uncharacterized. The record is from RefSeq and is a predicted model, not a curated record. Bases 1 to 2205 code for a protein of 734 amino acids. Lineage: Eukaryota; Apicomplexa; Conoidasida; Eucoccidiorida; Eimeriidae. The transcript is spliced from 3 exons.
AUGAAUGCAGCCUCAGUACCCGCACCAGAUUUGUCUGAUGCGGCUCUCGAGUUAGCGGCGCUCGACGCUCUAGCUCCCAGACAUGAAGCGGAGCUGCCUACAGUGGCUCAUGGAACCUCAUCUAAGGCAUUGCCGGCCUCGGCUUCAGGCAAUGGCAGUGGCAGCGCUGCUGCUCGGGGACCUUUCCAGCGUUGCUGCGGCCGCCUUCUCUGCCAUCCGUUCCGUUCUCCUGUCAGGUAUUUCUCCCGUCUAAAAAGGGAAUUCGGGAUCUCCUUGAUGACGCUUCUGAUGUCGAAUUAUCUUUUUCUGAAGGGGGCAGCCUACCAUAUGGCAAUAGCCGCCUCAACCCCUGUUUUCAGGGAGGUUCUUAAGCUACCAGCAGAGCAACACAGUGUUGCAGCAGCUCUCUUUAUGGUUCCCUGGAGUAUCAAAGGCGUCAGUGGCUCCGUGUCUGAUUUGUGGGCCCUUGGGGGCUACCACAAGCGUUCCUUUAUGCUGCUGGCAUCCAUUUGCGGGGUGAUAGGCGCCACCUUGCUUGUGGCGUGUGCCGGGCGGCUCACCAUGGGUGUAGCGGUGGCUGGCUUUUUUCUAAUAAUGGUCCAGGCAAGCUUCAACGAUCUACUCUGCGAAGGGACAUACACUAGACGGAUGGCAGAGAAGCCCUAUACGGGCGCUGCCCUAACGUCUUUUGUUUGGCUAUGCAGCUCAAUGGGGACGUUUAUGCAGGCCAUCUGGGUAGGGCCUGUCGUUGACCACCUCCCUUUUCAGAUCGUACUGGCGCCUUUCCUCCCCCUCUGUGCGCAACAGCUUAUUAUUCUCCUUUGGCCGUGGCCGUUCCGGAGCUGGAAAGCAGACGGAGGUUUUGGGGGCGAGGUCUAUAUACCAAAGGGAGAGAGAUUUAAGGCCUUUCUACUCUCCGAGCAUAGCCGUUUGUUUGCUUGUGCCCUGUGCCUGACGGUUUGUGCGUGUGGGUCCAUGGUCGCUGGAUUGAUGAAUGAUAGGCGGCACAUUGUAGGAAUAGUGUAUUGCUUUUGCUCGUGUAUCUGUAUCUUAAUCACUGUUUUAUGUACGAUGCCUCCUUAUCUGGCAAAACCCGUGCUGUACAUGUUUGCGGGCAGAAUGUUAGUGCCCAAUAUAGCCUCGCAGUUUUCAUACUGGUUACGGGGCGGGCCCGACUGUGUACCUGGGGGACCCCACUUCAGCUGGACAUUCCUCCUGACGUGGAAUGCUCUGGCACAGUCUCUGUUUGCGUUUAUAGGUGUUGCCCUCUUUCAGCGCUAUGUUUCGAAGUGGACUUUUAGAAGGGCUUUUCUGGUCACAUCGAUCCUGCAGCAGCUUACCUGUCUCUUCGACGUAGCGAUGGUGAUGCGGUGGAACAGGAAGAUUGGGAUUCCUGACAAUGUAUGGUACUUCUGCUCAGCAUCUAUCAUAGAGGAAGUGGCGUCCAUGUGGGCUUUUAUGCCAGGGUGCGUCCUUAUCUCCCGCCUCUGUCCAAAAAAUAUCGAGAGCACAAUGUAUGCGGUGGUCGCCGGGCUCCAGAACUUUGGUCAGUCCAUGGCGAAGCUCAGUGGGAACUUUCUUUGCUACACACUUUUGGGCAUCAGAACGCUUCAGACGGCUGAGGUGGAAGGCUGCGAUUUUACCAACCUCCCUCUUGGUAUCGGUAUUGCUAUGGGGAUUUGUCCAUUCCUUCCCAUAUCCCUUACCUUUUGUCUUGUUCCUAACACGUAUAUGGAUGAGGCGCUACCUGAAUCUGGACGUGCAGAGGGAUCUGGCGCUGCUGUUACAGUAGCGCCUGUACAAGCAACAGAAAGCGAGCGGGCAGCAGACCAAGCGGCAGAAUUGCCUGCCCCAAGUGCAGACACAGAUGCCCCAGAGGAGGCCUCUUCUCCUCCCAUUUCUUCGUCUGACGACAUAGUUUUAAUGGAUAGACGUAUCUCAGUGCAGGCAUUUGUAGGGACCAACUGCCCAAAUGAGACUUCCAAGGAGAGCGAGCCCCAGGAGGGCAAGCCCCAGGAAAGCGAGGGAGUGUCGGUGGAGGAGGGAAAUGGGAGUUCAUCAGCCAAGCAAGGGCGACUGCCAGACGCGGUACACGAUACGUCUGUUGCGGCAGUUACAGUCUUCAGGAAGCGAACACAACACUUGAGGCAAGUGCAGCAGCAAGAACACAAGCCACAAACACCAAACGAGGAGCAACCCGAAUGA